AAGCAAAAAAAGAAAAGAAAAAUAUAAGAAAAAGACGAGUCUGCCCUUGACAGACGUAUUUAAUUCAUAGGUUAGGCUUUUAGGUUUCGUUUUCACGGGAGAGUGCGCCGCUGCUAGUUACCGGAACCACCAGUAUAGUUUGAGAUUAAUAUAACUACUAGGAGGAGCUAAAGAAUGGGUCGUGUACGAACCAAAACCGUUAAGAAAUCCUCUAGAGUAGUGAUCGAGAGGUACUACGGGAAAAUGACUCUCGACUUCCAUACCAACAAGAAGAUUCUGGAAGAAGUGGCUAUCAUUCCAUCGAAACGUCUUAGAAACAAGAUUGCCGGCUUCUCUACUCAUCUCAUGAAGCGAAUCCAGAAAGGACCCGUGAGGGGUAUAUCAUUGAAGCUACAGGAGGAAGAGAGGGAGAGACGCAUGGACUUUGUGCCUGAUGAGUCUGCUAUCAAAACUGAUCUGAUUGAAGUUGAUAAAGAGACCAUUGAAAUGCUUAAUGCUCUGGGAAUGGGUGAUCUUCCUGGUGUUGUCAAGGCUUCUGUUGAGCCACAGGCUUUGCCGUCAGUUCCCGCUUUUGGUCGGGGCGGUGGUGCAACAAGAAGAUAUUAAAAAUGCGUUGUUUCUUUUGAUUAAAGAUUCAUGUUUUUUGAGAUGGUGAUUGUGACUUGGUAAAACAGUUUAAUUGGAUCAACAAUGAGCAGGUCCUCAUUGUGAUAUUUUGUUGCUUAAAUUCCAACAUGGAAAAAGUAUUACAAAUUUGAUUUUUUGGUUAACUUUCUUAUCGACUUU
Helianthus annuus (common sunflower) is the source of this 786-nucleotide messenger RNA. RefSeq names its product 40S ribosomal protein S17. Gene Ontology annotation, biological process: translation. The record is from RefSeq and is a predicted model, not a curated record. Gene Ontology annotation, cellular component: ribosome. The transcript has 2 exons. Gene Ontology annotation, molecular function: structural constituent of ribosome. Bases 175 to 606 code for a protein of 143 amino acids. Lineage: Eukaryota; Viridiplantae; Streptophyta; Magnoliopsida; Asterales; Asteraceae.